Molecule: messenger RNA, 3462 nt
Organism: Ustilaginoidea virens
Lineage: Eukaryota; Fungi; Ascomycota; Sordariomycetes; Hypocreales; Clavicipitaceae
Exons: 3
Coding region: 1-3462 (1153 amino acids)
Biological process (GO): proteasome-mediated ubiquitin-dependent protein catabolic process; regulation of protein catabolic process
Cellular component (GO): nucleus; proteasome regulatory particle, base subcomplex; proteasome storage granule
Molecular function (GO): enzyme regulator activity
Source: RefSeq, a predicted model, not a curated record
AUGCCUGGUCUUGUCUCGGCCACCGGCGUUCUGGCUUUCCUGGCCGAUGAGGAGCCAGAGCUGAAGAUUUUCGCUCUGCAAACCCUCAAUGAUGACAUUGAUACUGUUUGGACCGAAGUUGCUGGCUCUCUGAUUCAAAUUGAGGCCUUGUACGAAGAUGAUUCCUUCCCUGAACGUCAGCUCGCCGCCCUUGUCCUUGCCAAAGUGUACUAUCAUCUCCAAGCGUACAAUGACAGCAUGGUUUUUGCACUUGCUGCGGGAGACCUCUUCAAGUUGGACGCGCCGGGCGAGUUCGAAGAGACCAUUAUCUCCAAGUGUGUAGAUCAGUAUAUCGCUACCAACGCUGCAAAGAACUCCAAGCCACGAGCCGCCAAAAAUACCGAUCUUCCCGAGCUUACGACAACUUUUUCGAGCGCGUCCGACUCCGCUGUCUUGUCUCCCACCACCCCUUUCUCGCAUACGACGCUGCCUCCAAAGUCUCUGCUGUCGCGCGCCUCCCUUGACAACACUAUACUCGACGCCACUUUCCAGCCAGUUUUCAAACCCGGUCGAUCGGGCUCGAUUACUGAGCUUCCUGACAAGGCCACUGAGGCUUCGUUGCAGCGCAUCAUCGAGCGUCUAUUCGCAAGCUGCCUGAAGCAAGGUCGCUACAGACAAGUCGUUGGUAUUGCUGUAGAAGCCAAAAAUCUCCAUGUUCUUCGGCGCGUCAUCAAGCAGGCCAGCGAAGAUGAGAAGAAUGCCAAAUCGAAAAUUCAAGACGGUGUUCCUGGACCCGCUGAAGAACUGAUGGAUUAUAUCCUGGGCAUUUGCAUGGACGUUGUGCAAGAACGAAGCUUCCGCACCGAUAUUCUGCGCUUGAUUCUCGACCUUUUGAACGAAAUUCCCAACCCUGAUUACUUCGCCAUCGCAAGGUGCGUCGUCUAUUUGAACUCCGAUGAGGAAGCAUCGCACAUGCUUCGCACUCUCGUUUCCAACGGAGACCGCACAUCUAUAGCCAAUGCGUACCAGAUAGCCUUUGACCUGUAUGACAACGGAACGCAAGAGUUCUUGGGGAAAAUUCUUGCUUCUCUGCCCGCUCCCAAGGAGCCUGAACAGGAAGUCGAGACCUCGGAGCAGCAGGACGAAAACAAACCUCUCCUCGAAAAUCAGGAAGCGUCUUCUGGAGACGACCUCUCCGAUGACACCAAGGUUUACCGAAACAUCCGCUCCAUCCUGGACGGAUCCAAAACCAUUCGGCUUAACCUCGAGUUCCUCUACCGCAACAACCAUACAGACUUGAGCAUCUUGAACAAGGUUCGCGACAGUCUCGAGGGACGCAACUCGAUCUUCCAUAUUGCCGUCACUUUCUGCAACGCUUUUAUGAACCAAGGCACCACUAGCGACAAAUUCUUCCGCGACAACUUGGAAUGGCUAGGCAAGGCUGUCAACUGGUCCAAGUUUACCGCAACUGCAGCGUUGGGAGUCAUUCAUCGAGGCAACCUGUCGCAAUCCAGGAAACUCCUGGAGCCCUACCUUCCCCGCCAAGGAGGCCUCAGCAGCGGCUCCAUCUUCAGCCAAGGUGGCGCUUUGUAUGCGUACGGACUGAUCCAUGCCAACCACGGAGCAGACGCCUUGGACUAUCUGAAGACUCAGUUUAGCCAAGCGGAGGAAGAGGUGGUGCAGCAUGGUGGAGCGCUUGGCCUGGGAAUUGCCGGCAUGGCCACAGGCGACACUGACAUCUUCGAGAAGCUCAAGGAAAUCCUUUUCCAAGAUUCUGCGCUCAAUGGCGAGGCGGUUGGCCUCGCAAUGGGUCUCAUCAUGUUGGGAACUGGAAACGUGAAGGCUCUAGAGGACAUGAUCACCUACGCCCAUGAAACAACGCAUGAGAAGAUUGUCCGUGGACUUGCCUUGGGCAUGGCAUUGAUUAUGUUUGGCCGGCAGGAAGGCGCAGACGUCCUCAUCGAAGGGCUGCUCCACGAUCCUGAUCCCGCUCUGAGAUACGGCGGCAUCAUGACCGUGGCUAUGGCGUAUUGUGGAACUGGGAGCAACAAGGCCAUUCGGAAGCUCCUGCACACCGCCGUGAGUGAUGUCAGCGACGAUGUUCGUCGAAUCGCCGUCAUGAGCUUGGGUUUCAUUUUGUUCCGCAAGCCAGGCAGUGUGCCGCGAAUGGUUGAAUUGCUCUCCGAAUCGUACAACCCUCACGUUCGCUAUGGAUCAGCCAUGGCACUCGGAAUUUCUUGUGCUGGCACUGGGCUCGACGAGGCCAUUGACCUUCUCGAGCCUAUGAUGAAGGAUCCUACUGACUUUGUCAGACAAGGAGCCCUCAUUGCCCUUUCCAUGAUUAUGAUUCAGCAGAAUGACGUGAUGAACCCCAAAGUACCGUCGAUUCGCAAGACGCUAAAGAAGGUUGUCGGUGAUCGCCACGAAGAUGCCAUGACGAAGUUUGGCGCUGCCCUAGCCCUUGGAAUUAUUGACGCUGGUGGUCGCAACUGUACCAUUGGUCUGCAGACGCAAACCGGAAACUUGAACAUGGCUGGAAUUGUUGGCAUGGCCGUCUUCACGCAGUAUUGGUACUGGUUCCCUUUUACGCAUUUCUUGUCCUUGAGCUUUUCCCCAACGGCCAUCAUUGGCCUCGACCAUGACCUUGAGAUGCCCGACAUCAAGUUCCACUGUGCCACGCGUCAAAGCUUGUUCGACUAUCCACCUGAGCAGGAAGUCAAGGUCGAAGAGGGCCCAGCCCUCAUUGCCACGGCUAUCCUAUCGACCACUGCCCAAGCUAAGCGUCGAGCGCAGAAGAAGGAGCGUGCUCAACGCCGAGAAAGCAUGGACCUUGACCCUGCGCCUUCCAAAUCCGGUGACAAGAUGGAGGUGGACGACGAGAAGAAGACGGACGACCAGGAUCAAAAGGAGAAGAAGGAAGGCGAUGACAAAGAAAGCAGCCCAUCCGAUGCGAAGAAGAAGCCUGAAAAGGAGAAGACGGGCUAUGAGAUUGAAAACAUGGCGAGGGUUCUUCCGAGCCAGCUGAAGUAUGUUAGCUUCGCCGGCGGCCGCUACAAGCCUGUCAAAAAGCCUACCGGCGGCCCUCUCUUACUUGACGAUACCCAGCCCAACGAAGCAAAGGUGCUUAUCGAAGAGAAGUUGAAGAAGGCUACCACGGAACGAGCUCCCGUCGCUGGCCCAGGCAGAGGCAGCGCCGGCGGAAGGUCUGGUGGAGGAUCUCUUCUGGAGGGACUUGCCGACCCAACGCGAGGCUCCACUGGAAACCAGAUGAUGGCUCAAUUGCUACGUAGCCAAGCACGAUCACCCUAUGGUCCAGCUGACCCGCAGACUCCGGGAAAUGCCAGAACUCUUGAAGGGGGACUGGGAGCGGCAGCUGCGGCGGGAGUGCUGACAGCGGUUGAUGAGGACGGCGAGGGGGAUGAGGAAGCGCAGACCCCUGGAGAAUUCGAGUACAUGUCGGAUGGCGAGACAAACGACGAGUAG